Messenger RNA from Neoarthrinium moseri, 2130 nucleotides. RefSeq lists its product as uncharacterized. Gene Ontology annotation, biological process: regulation of DNA-templated transcription; DNA-templated transcription. The transcript has a single exon. The coding region runs from base 1 to 2130 and encodes 709 amino acids. The record is from RefSeq and is a predicted model, not a curated record. NCBI's taxonomy places the organism in Eukaryota, Fungi, Ascomycota, Sordariomycetes, Amphisphaeriales, Apiosporaceae. Gene Ontology annotation, molecular function: zinc ion binding; DNA binding; DNA-binding transcription factor activity, RNA polymerase II-specific.
AUGCCAAGAAGUAUUGCUCCAGCCGUGCCAAGCCAUGCUGGCUCCGGUGGACUGGGCGCCAAUGGGGACUCCUCCCCAAGUCCAAUGCCAUAUAGCUGUCAACCCUGUGCAAAGCGCAAGGUGAAAUGCGACAAGACGACGCCAACUUGUCAUAGCUGCCGCAGAGGCAAGCUGGAAUGCAUCUACCAAGCGCCUCAACCACGCCUGCGGAAGAGGAAGCUAAGCAAUAACAUCCACGAGAGACUGGCUCAAUAUGAGCAGAUCCUGCGACAACACGGCUUGCUGCCACGGAAUUCCGAUACAUCUAGUCUUGCCCAGAAUGAAGUGCGGGAGACGAUAUCGAUUCAGUGGAAUGGUCAUGAAGAAACGUCGAGAGCAGGCAAGCUGUUGGCCGGGAAGGGCAAGUCGAGAUAUAUAAGUAGUGAUCUCUGGCGUAGCCUUGGAGAUGACGCGAUGCAGCGGAUGUUUGACGACGAGGAAGAAGAUCAAGAAGAGCCGGAAAAGGAUGAUGUGGCAUUUGCGGCCGUCGCCGGCGGCCUCUAUUCGGAUCCCUUGACCGGAGCAUUCAUGGGUGCUGAACAGAAUCUACUCGGGUUUCAUCCCAGCAGGGAUGAAGCGAUGUUUCUAUGGCAAACCCAUGCCGAGAAUGUAGAGCCGCUCUGUAAAGUUCUACACAUCCCAUCAGUCACCGAAAUGGUUAGCGGAGCUUCUCGACAGCCCGAAACGGUGUCAAGAGCAGACGAGUGCCUGCUGUUUGCCAUAUAUCACUUUGCUGUCUACUCGACGACGGAAGAUGAUUGCUCAAAAGCGCUGGGGCAAUCCCGGGCUACUUUGCUGAGGCGCUUCCGGUUCGCCACUCGCCAAGCUCUUGUCAAUGUGUCUUUUCUCAAGACGACCAACAUGACGGUCCUGCAAGCCCUGGUCCUCUUUCUCUUGUCUUCCCGCCAUUCGUGCGAUGCACACACGUACUGGAUCUUGACCGGAGUGGCAGUUCGCAUUGGGCAACGCCUAGGUCUUCACCGCGAUGGAGAACUGCUGGGCUUGCCUCCUUUUGAGGUGCAAAUGAGACGCAGACUGUUUUACCAAAUUCUGCCGAUCGACGGCUUUGCCGGCCAGAUGUCAGGCACAGGCAUUUCUGCUGUGCCCGACGACUGGGAUACUAAAAAACCACUGAACGUCAAUGACCACCAGAUCUGGCCUGGAAUGACCGAACAACCGGAAUCACAGAAAGGGGCCACUGACAUGAUAUUCUGCUUGGCGCGCUCCACUGUCGGAAACUCCUUUGGCAAGGCCAAAAGGUCGAUGAAACGGCCUGGUACCGAUCCGUCGACGGGGUUCAAGGAAGCUGAGCUUGUGAUCGACGCCGCCGAGGCCGACGUCGAGGAAAUGUUUAUCCGCUAUUGUGAUAUCAUCAACCCGUUGCAUUUUCUGACGGUCGGCUCCGCUCGGGCGGGAAUUAUUGCCAUGCGCAUUCAGAUCCGGCUUCCUAAGAUCAAGGAUCGCACUGCUACAGAUGCAGAAAGGAGAGAAGUGUUCCAUCUGGCACUGAAGAUCAUGGAUACAGACACCGCAGCCUAUGCCCAUGAAAGCCUGAGGAGAUACAUGUGGCACAUUAAGCCGUUUUUCUUAUGGGGCUCGUGGGACUCCUUGAUUCUGAUCUUGACCAGUCUAUGCCGACCUGGUCUACUGUCGACUGCGGAAACAGAUGCCGCUUGGAAACGAAUGGAGGAGGUCUACAACAACCACGACCUACUGAACUUAAAGCGAGCACUUCACAUAGCAUUUGGACGCCUAGCCCUGAGGGCAUGGGCCGCCAAUCCGCCGACUAGGAGUCUGCCAGAGCCCAACUUCAUCAUAAGCUUGUGUUCCUUGCUGAAGGUGAAUCUGGCCGGCCGCAGUGGAGUGGAUAACACAAAUUUAGUCGAUGUCAGCGCCAAGAUGGAUACCAUGAUACCAGUCUGUCCAGUUACUUCUGGCGAAACAGAUCCGUUGUUUGUCAGCCUUUCCAAUGACUUCGGGGAUGGAUUCGAGCACGACUUCAAUCUAGAUUCUACAGACUGGAUGUUUUGGGAUCAGUUGAUCCGAGAAGAUCAGGCACAGGGUGAUCAGCAUCAGCCUGGGAUUUCAUAG